This is a messenger RNA of Drosophila eugracilis, 921 nucleotides long. Its product is annotated as brachyurin. The transcript is spliced from 2 exons. Gene Ontology annotation, molecular function: serine-type endopeptidase activity. The record is from RefSeq and is a predicted model, not a curated record. Bases 55 to 873 code for a protein of 272 amino acids. Gene Ontology annotation, biological process: proteolysis. NCBI's taxonomy places the organism in Eukaryota, Metazoa, Arthropoda, Insecta, Diptera, Drosophilidae.
UUGAGACGUGUGAAACAAAAGCUAACUUCCGACAGAGCACCAAGCACGAAAGACAUGGCGCUAAAUUUCGCGAAGUCCUUAAUGCUAAUUUUAUUAGCUGUGAUUACGGUCAUUGGACUGGCAACCUCCGACCCAAUCGAUAUUCAAGGUCGGAUAAUAUCUGGAAGUCAGGCAAAACUUGGUCAGUUUCCUUGGCAAGUGAUUUUAAAGCGAGACGAAUGGGAUGAUCUGCUUUGUGGAGGAUCCAUAAUUUCUUCAUUAUGGGUACUGACGGCAGCACAUUGCACCGAUGGCCAUAGCUCUAUCUUUUUGAUAUUCGGUAGUAUCCAGCUAAACAAUGAAGACGCUCAAAACAUGACGUCUACAAAUAUCUUUGUCCAUCCAAACUACAACGAAAAUUUGAAUAACGAUGUUUCGUUGAUAAAACUUCCGGAAGCACUGACAUUUUCAUCUAGCGUUCAACCCAUACAAUUGGUAACCGAGUCCCAGCAAUCGAACACAUUUGUGGGCACUGUGGCAAUCAUAGCAGGAUUUGGAUUACUGGACGAUGAGUACCUGGACUAUUCGCAAACAUUAAUGUAUGCCCAAGUAGAAAUAAUUCCAAAUUCCGGAUGCCUGUCUAUUUUUGGGAGUAACGUCGUUAUGGAGUCGACACUUUGUGCUAGAGGAUUUGAUGGAAGUAACAUGUCCAUUUGUAGCGGAGAUUCUGGCGGUCCACUCAUCAUCUACAACACCAGCAUUGGAGAGUGGCAACAAAUUGGCAUUAAUUCGUUUGUCGCUGAAGAUCAAUGUACCGCCAGCUAUCCUUCUGGAUAUGUUCGCCUAACUUCCUUCCUAAGCUAUAUUGAUCAAAUUACAAGCAACAAUAUAUAAAAUCUGCACUGAUUUUAAUUUAAAUAAAUUCAAACAAUGGGACAUAAA